UUGCGCCAAUUCUGCUAGCAUUGAUGGGGAUGAAGUAUGGAGCAGACUGAAAAAGGGUCUUGUUUUGGGAAACCAUUGUGUUUUGAAGCUCGAUAUGUCAUUCUUGAUAAUAGCCUACUUUCAUGGAAUUCUUUAAAAAACAGUUUUUCUUCUGGUUUUAGGACAGAAGAGACAUAUGAGAUAGUGUGGGAGAUUUGGGUUUGAGCACCUAUACACAAUAAACUUCCCUUCCAAUAAACAAAUGACAGUUCGUAUACUUCAAAAAAUUUUGGGCUGGCGGGAGACAAACCCAAGAAAAGAGACAAAUAUUUUAGUAAUUUCUUUAUUAUUUUCCAACCAUUUCUCUGUGGUCGCCCAACCUCUCCAUUUGUUUCUGCGCUUGGUCCUUUCCUUCUCUCUCUCUCUCUCUCUCUGGUUCCAUGGCUUUCCUUCUCUCUCUGCAACUCCCCCAUUCAUACUCGUAAUCUCUCUCUCUCUCUGAGAAUCUCACUCACUCUUUAUAUAUAUAUAAUGAAAGUUAAUGAAUAAGUUCACUUUUCAACUUCUAUACCAGUAAAUGUAUGUCUCAAUUGAUUAUCAGCCUUUUAUAUUUGUAAUAUUUAGUCUGUUGUGUAUCAUCCAUCUGUUGAAUUUUGAGUUAAAAACUGCUCUCAGAACUUUGUUUUUCCAACUGGGUGUAGUGUUCAUGAACUUUCCCAAGUUUUUGAGAUUGCCAUAGAGUUUUGAAAUUCUGGGGAAAAUUUUAAUGUAGCUAGCAUUGAAGUAAUUAGGCUUGUUCAUUUUAUUACUUAUUUAAUUUUUUGGAGAGAGGGAAAAAUCAUAGGCAGUAUGUUGAGAUCUCCAUUACUUACCUAGUGUAUAUUUCUUGAAGUUAAUUGGUGUACAAAAUUUUCAUGACUUGCUGAUGGUGAUUCAGUUGGAACUUCUCAACAUCUUGGUUUGGUGUUCCAUAUCUAUAUGUAAAUCAACUACCCAGAAAGGUAGGAAGGUUGCAAAGAUGUUUUUAUAUCCAAACAUUUGGUCUUGGACUUGGAAAAAAAAACGAAGCUUCCAUGUAUUUUGUGUUAAUUGUAGCAUUACAUUGCCUUCUGAAUUCCAGGACUAAAAGAUUCAUGAAUUUUUUUUUUUUGUGCCCCAGAAACUUUGAAUCAGAGGACAGAAGAACAGUAAGGAGCAAUGCACCUUAUUCUUCAAAGUUCAAUGGCAAGAAGAACAGAAUUUUGUUUACAUAUUCCACUUAUUCAUCAAGGUGGUUUUCUUCUGGGGUGCCAUCAUCCAUGGUUUCUUCAGCUUAUUCUGAUCAAACCAAUAAUAAGAACGUGCCUCCUCCGGUUAAAGCUAUCAGUACCAAAAUGGAAUUCAAUCGGGUGAAUUGUCUUGUGUGGGUAUUGCAUGAGUCUGCUAGGAGCUUUUCCCACACGGUUGAAUCUUUUGAAUUGGCAAGAUGCGGUCCAGAGCUAGCAAUGGCUUGGGUGGGAGUUGAUGUGCAUGCCUGGCAUAAGCGCAUUGCCCAUCAGGUAGCAGUGUAUGCUUUGUUAAGAACUGCAAUUGAACUGGAAUUCUUCCUUUCUCAUGGACGCUGCAACAAUCCUUCUCUAGUUCGUGAGAUCUUGUCCCCAAUAAUAAACUCGAUCGAGCAGAACAUAGAAAGCCAGCUGAAGGCAAGGCACCCAAAAUUGGUUGAAUGGUUUAGAAUGGUGGAACUGCCACGUAUAGCGGGAUUUUUCAUUCCAUUGUUGAAGAAGUGGUCUAUGGAAUAUGCUGGAAGUGGUGUUGCAGGGAUUAUUCUGGCUAUAAGCUGCUGUGUGGCAGUAGGAAAAUUGGGUUCUGGCCAUAUUUCCUGCCCCUUGUUUAUAUCGUCUAUUGAGGACGCAUUAAUAGAGCUCAUGAAUUUGUCACAUAGUCUUGUUUCAGUGGAUAAAUUGCACCAGUUAGCCACUGAGGCAGGUUUUGAACAGGAGUUCCUGUAUAAUUUUGGUACAAAGAUUCUGCCUAGCCAGAAAAGUGAAGAUGUAGAAUUUUGGAUUGGUUUGGCUCAGAAAAAACUCGCUAAAGCAAUUCGCAGAGAAAGUGUAUUUUCAGGCCUUCAGACUUUUCAAGACAAGGUUCAAGAGAGUAAUUGUCUGGCUACUCUAGGAAUUUUUGCAUUUCUGGGAAGAAAAACAAGAUUAUUUUUGUUAGGAAUGGGAAUAAAGGAUCUUGAUGAGCAGGUUAAGGACUUCCUCAGGUACAUCACUCUGCAUUUUUUUUUUAUAACCCUUUUAAACUUCUCAACUUUAUCCUUAGACUCCAGUAGGUUCAAUGCUUUGAUUUCAGUUACUUGGAGUGUGGUAGCCUUUUCAUUUACCCCAAGUUUUCUUCACUCUCUGUGUAUCAACUUUUCAUGGAGGUCAGUUAGUUUCAACACACUUACAAUAGGGAAGGUAAUAUAUGAAAAUAUUCUAAUAUUCAAACUCUCUUUACAGGUAGUAGCUGAUGAAAUUGGAUGGCUUGAUUUUUAUGCUGCAUUUCCUUUGGGAUUCAAUCAAGAGAGAAGGAGGUCCAAACAGCAUGCCAUCCAAGCAGAGAAAGAGAUUAUUUUACAUACUGUUUUUACGGUUUGCUAUGAUGUUUUCUCUGGGUUUGCACAUUUCAGCAGUUCAACUCAGCAGCCCUUAAAUGCAGACUUGUUGGCAUUCUUGCUCCGAAGUCAAAGCCUGCUUACUAGUUGUCUGGAAGACUACUGGGCUGCCUAUGAUAGAUCAGGGUAUGAUAAUGCCGAUUUCUCAAGCAGUCAGCUGCAGAAGAUUGCAGAAAGAAAUGCCCUUGACCAAACACAAUCCAGUGGAACUAAAGACACUACAAGUUCAUCAGUAACCUUGGAUGCACAACAGAAGGUGACUGACUUAAUGGCAAGGAGAAAUCCAGAAAAAAUACCUCAGUCUGGGAAUAAACUGAGCAAGGCUAGCUGCAAAGUGGGGACAGAGACAAGAACCCUGGUGGAGGCAGGAAGGACAGCUGAAUCAGAGGCUCUGCAUCAAAAUUUACUCAGGAAAUCCAGCAUGAAGUUGAUAUCUACAAGCUCUGAUAUAUGGAUGGGCACUCAGCUGCUCUUCAUAGACAUCAUGGCUUCUCUGGAGCUUCUACUAAAGCAAAUGCGUGGCCGCAGGGUUACAGAAAGGGAAAGAAAGAAGCUAAAACAAACACUAGCUGAUAUUGCUUCACUUAUCCCAGUUACAAUUCUAAUGCUACUCCCUGUAUCUGUUGUAGGGCAUGCGGCCAUCUUAGCAGCUAUAAAGAAGUACAUGCCAUCCUUGAUCCCAUCUCCAUAUUCCUCCGAGCGACUGGAUGUUGUAAAACAACUGAAAAGAAGCAAGAAGAUGGAAGUUCAGACACUGAGCAACCAAGAGGAUGCAUCCUCUGCUAUCUCUCAAAAAUAAAUGGUUGAUGCUAACGUGUUGUCCAUUGAUCACUUGAACAUGACAUGUAUACAUUUCUAUGAACAUGUGGAUGCUUACAUAUAUUCAUUGGUGAUGAUCAAA
This is a messenger RNA of Vitis vinifera (wine grape), 3521 nucleotides long. RefSeq lists its product as uncharacterized. Gene Ontology annotation, cellular component: mitochondrial inner membrane. Bases 1053 to 3419 code for a protein of 788 amino acids. The transcript is spliced from 10 exons. Lineage: Eukaryota; Viridiplantae; Streptophyta; Magnoliopsida; Vitales; Vitaceae. The record is from RefSeq and is a predicted model, not a curated record. Gene Ontology annotation, biological process: intracellular monoatomic cation homeostasis.